AUGAGUGAAAUAGAAGACGAGAGUGAGAAAAUGGCGAAGCACGAAAGGGAAGUAAAAAUUAUGGAAUUAAAAAAGGUUAAAUCUCGAAGCAAGGCAGCCUUCACUCGAGCUAGAAAUAAGCUGAAAGAUGAAAUCAGUGAGGAGGCUGAAAAAUUGUUAUUGAAAGAGCUGAUAGACAAACUUGAGGUUGCAAUGGAUAAUGCCAUCAGGUCGAUAGAAGAACUAAGUGACGAGUAUAAAAUACAAGGAAAAACCAAAGAAAUGAUGGACACAAUAAAAGAGAUCGAACAUAUUGAGAAAGAAUAUGAUAGUGUAAUUCAAGAGUAUCACGAGUUUAUAAGUGAAACAAAUAGUAAUAAAUCUUCCAGCGGUGAAAUGCCAGAAGAUAGUGAAUCAACAAAAAAGCAACUUGAUAUUGAUUUAUCACGUCAAAUGAAAAGGGUUUCUAUCCCAGUAUUCACAGGUAUAAAGAGAGAUUAUGCAUUUUGGAAAGCGACUUUUACUGCCUGUAUCGAUAGCACAGAGGCAACCGAGGAAUACAAGUUUCUGCAAAUGCGUCAAUACCUAAAAGGUGAAGCACUGAAAGCCAUUGAAGGUCUUGGACACUCCGCAUUAGCAUACGAAAAGGCUAAAGAGAGACUUGAGAGAAAAUUUGGCGGUGAACGGAGAUUAGUGAAUAAAUUUAUAGAAGGAAUUGAUAAAUUCCCUGUAAUCAGAUAUGAAAAUGCAAAGUCAAUUGAAAGAUAUGCAGAUUUGUUGGACAUUGCAUUAAUAAAUUUGAAAGAAAACGAUGUGCAAGAUCUACACAGUGGUUUUAUGUACCAGCAGUUGUUGAAAAAACUCCCUGAAAGUAUGAUUUCACGAUACCAAGGAUGGCUUUAUGAAAAAGAUAAGAAGGAGUCUGUGGAAGCAUUAAAUGAGUGGGUGUUAAAGGAAUCAGAAUUUCACAACAUUGCCAUGGAAACUAAAUGUGGAUUGGAUGAAAGCUAUCAAAAGUCAAAAGAACAAAGAUCCUUCUUCGUUAACAGUAAACAAAGAGAUUGUAAGCUUUGUUUUAAACCUCAUGGAACGUGGGAAUGCAGUAUAAUGAAUAGACUUCCAGUAACUGAGAGAUGGCAAAAGGCAAAAGAAUUAAGACUGUGUUUUCGCUGUUUAGGAAACAAUCACACAGGCAGUAAUUGCAGACGAAUGAAGAAAUGUGGUAUUAAUGGAUGUCAAAAGACACAUCACAGACUGCUGCACCAAUCAGAAUUGAACCCGCAAGCGUCAUUAUUCUCACCAGCAGAAAUCCAAGAGAAUACAGAACAAAAUCAGAAUGUUACACAGAGUCAGACAUUUACAAGUACGCAAAAUGGAUAUAUAGCUCUUCGAACUGUUCCUGUAAUUCUAAAGGCAAAUGGCCGGGAAAUAGAAAUCAAUGCUCUACUUGAUGAUGGGAGCACUAAGACAUAUUUGAAUGAAGAUGUUGCUGCAGAACUCGGUCUAAAGGCUGUGCAUCAAACAGUUGUGGCAAUUAUAUUGAAUGGAAAAUCUGUGAAUUUUGAAACAAUGUGUGUAAAGUACAAACUGUGCAGUAUAGAUAGACAAACUGAAAUUGAAAUGGAAGCAUAUACAACACAAAACGUAACUGGGAAUUUGAAACCGACAAACUGGUUUAAGUAUGCGAAGCGGUGGGAACAUCUGAAAGGAAUACAGUUUCCGUCGAUUGAACGAAAGCCAAAAGUUGAUUUGUUAAUAGGACUAGAUUAUUUGGCAUUGCAUACAUGUUUGCGUGAAGUUAACGGCCCAGAAGGAUCACCAUCAGCAAGAUUGACUCCACUCGGGUGGACCUGUGUGGGACCCAUACUUGAAAAAGAAAAUGAAGUUAGUAUGUUCACCUUUCACAUCAAUAGUGAACCGUUUGAUUGUGAAAUAAAUGAAACAUUGAGAAAAGUUUGGGAGUUGGAAAAUGUUGAAACUGAACAAGUCAUGUAUAUCAGUAGGGAAAAUGAGAAAGUUAUGAAUUUGAUGAAGAAUGAAUUGCAGUAUGAUCAAAAGCUUCAUAGAUAUGAAGUCCCGGUGCCGUGGAAAGAAAACAAAAGUGAAUUGUCAAAUAAUUACAACAUGGCAUAUGAUAGACUUAAAAGUACUGAGAGAAAACUGAAUUCAAAUAUGGAACUGAAAGAUUGCUAUAGAAACACUAUUGAAAAAUAUGAAGAAAAAGGCUACAUUUCCAAAUUGACAAAUUGUGAAGCUGAGAAGACUAAGUGGUAUUUGCCGCAUUUUCCGGUCGUACGUCCAAACAAGGACACUACUAAAGUGCGCAUUGUCUUUUAUGCCUCUGCCAAAUACAAUUCGCUUUCACUAAAUGAUGUAAUCUAUCAAGGCCCAAAACUGCAGAAUGAUCUAUAUGAAGUUUUACUCAGAUUUCGACGAAAUCCUGUGGCCUUGAUCUGUGACAUUCAAGAAAUGUAUUUACAAGUUGGUUUGUUUCCGCCAGAUAGAGCAUAUCAUCGAUUCCUCUGGAGAGCGUCAUCAGAUCAUCCGGUAGAGACAUAUGAAUUCAGUAGACUUGUUUUUGGCGUAAAUGUGUCUCCAUUUUUGGCGCAGUAUGUAUCUCAGUUCAAUGCCUUGCAGUAUGCAGAAGAAUAUCCUCUCGCUGCUGAAACUGUCAUGAAAUGUACCUACAUGGAUGAUAGUAUGACAUCUGUUCAAAAUGAAGUGCAAGGGAUCAAAUUGUAUCAGGAACUAAAUGAACUAUGGGAAAAGGCGGGCAUGAAUGCAGGAAAAUGGCUUUCAAAUUCUACAGCAGUAUUAGAACACAUCCCACUCGAAAAGAGAGCAUCACAAGUCAACAUGUCAGAAAGCCAGUUACCAACGGUAAAAACGUUAGGCUUGAGUUGGAAAUCAAACACCGAUGAAUUCAUCUAUACCCAUUCUGAAAUCAAACUUAACAUGAAAAUUACCAAACGAAAUGUGUUAAGAACAAUCGCGUUACUUUAUGAUCCAAUGGGUUUUUUAGCGCCAUUUAUAAUAAGAGCUAAAAUGAUUAUGCAGAAGAUUUGGCUUACAGGACUUGACUGGGACGAUAAACUGGCUGAAAGUUUAGCUUGUGAGAUUAGACUGUGGUACAUUGAACUCAGUGACUUAAAUAAAAUAAAGGUGCAAAGGUGUAUUCAGAUAGAACAGGAAGGCGAGUUACAUGUAUUUGUUGAUGCUUCAAGUGAUGCUUAUGGAACAGUUGUAUAUAGUGCAAAACCGCAAUUAAGUUUGCCAAACAUUGUUGCAGCAAAGGGAAAAGUCGCACCUUUAAAAUCACAAAACAUUCCAAGAAUGGAAUUAUUAGCUGCAGUGUUAGGGUUGACCUUGACUUUGAUAAUCUGCUCAACAUUGAAAAUAGACAUUAGUCAUUGCACGUUUUGGUCUGACAGUAUGAAUGUCCUUUAUUGGAUUCAUAGCCAAAGUAGGAAAUAUAAGACUUUCGUUGCAAAUCGAAUAGGAUUUAUUCAUGAAGAUACCUCACCUAGUCAAUGGAGAUACGUUCCGACGAAAGAGAAUCCGGCGGAUAUGACGUCACGAGGCAUACCUGUAAAUGAUCUUGCAGAAAGUGUUCAGUGGUGGCAUGGACCAAAAUUUCUUGAAUACGGCCGAGAAUUUUGGCCUGAAAACAAGUUUCAGUUGCAUGAAGCAGGUAAAAUAGAAAUGAAACGGAAUUCCAUGAACAGCAGCUUUAUCAUUGUAAAUACUAAUAGUGACUUCAGACUUGAUCCGGCGCAAUACUGGAAUCACUUACUACGUAUAUCGGCUUGGGUACAUCGUUUCAUAGAUAACUGUCAAGUCGCUAAACACGAACGAAGAUUAUCUCCUGAGGUAAGUAUUCAUGAACUUCAACAAGCAGAAUUUCAGAUUAUUCGAACAGCACAAGCAGAAUGUUUUAGUGUUGAAUAUCCAUGCCUUUUGAAAGGAAAAAAUGUAUCUGUAACUAGUAAACUUGCAGCAUUGAAUCCGAAACUGGAUUCUGAAGGCGUCAUGAGAAGUGACAGUAGACUAAAAUUUGCAAAAUACAUCCCAUAUGAAGUCAGAUUCCCAAUUAUUCUUCCAAGAAAGCAUUCGGUGACAAAGUUAAUUAUAAAAAAUUGUCAUGAGAAAGUGAACCAUGGGGGAACAAACUUGGCAUUGGCUGAAAUUUCGAGUAGAUAUUGGAUCAUAGCAGCCAGAGAAGAGAUACGCGAAUGGGAAAAAAGGUGUGAUAAAUGUAGACGUCAAAAAGUGCAAACUUCAAAACAGAUAAUGGGUCCAUUACCUGUUGAGCGAUUUGGACAGUCGAUGCGAGCGUUUACCAACACGGCAGUGGACUAUGGGGGGCCAUUUAUUACAAAGCAAGGGCGUUGUAAAACAAGACUAAAGCGUUAUCUUUGUGCAUUCACUUGCUUGACAGUAAGAGCUGUUCAUCUAGAGAUAGCGUACAGUUUAGACACUAAUUCCUUUCUGAAUGCCUUAAACAGAUUUGUUAGUCGUAGAGGCACACCCAAUCUCAUUCUGUCAGAUAACGGGACAAAUUUUGUUGGUUGUGUGAAUAAACUUAAGGAUCAUUACCAGAAACUUGACCAAAGUGCAAUAGUUAAAGAUGCUUCAAACCGGAAAAUUGAAUGGAAGUUUAUUCCGCCAAAUGCCCCACACUUUGGUGGAUGUCAUGAAUCCAUGGUGAAAUCUGCAAAGAAAGCUUUAUAUGCUAUAUUAGGCAACGCGGACACCACAGAUGAAGAAUUGCAUACUGCAGUAGUUGGAGCAGAGAAUUUGAUCAACAGUCGACCCUUGACUAUCAGUCAUCAAAUCCCAGUGAUGAUAUAG
Molecule: messenger RNA, 4830 nt
Organism: Mercenaria mercenaria
Lineage: Eukaryota; Metazoa; Mollusca; Bivalvia; Venerida; Veneridae
Exons: 1
Coding region: 1-4830 (1609 amino acids)
Biological process (GO): DNA integration
Molecular function (GO): nucleic acid binding
Source: RefSeq, a predicted model, not a curated record